AUGGACCAGUUCGCACAGACUCGUGGUGCCGACGACCUGUUCGACGAUGAGAUCAUCCCGAUCUCCACGGUAGUGCAACCGGCGCAGACAGAGGUCGUUGCCCCCGAGCCAGGGCCAGAGCCAGAGCGACAGGAGGUAUCUAUACCCGAGAAGCCAGCUCCCGAGCAGUCAAUUUCACGUGGGGAGACUCCGCAGCGGGGCCGUGGUGGUGAACGAGGCCGGGGACGACGGGGUCGGGGCAAAGGAGGGCGCGGUGGACGAGAGGAGCAAACCCGGUCAGAAAGCUCUCCGCGCAAAAAGACUCCUGUCAAUGCGUCUGCUGCUGAUGCGCGCGAGGCUGCUGCUUCGAAGUCGAAGCCUGAGAAGCCCGUUGAGCCUAAAGAGCAGACCGCCCCGGUCGAAGAGGGUCAUGGUGAAGAUCUGACUGCGAAUGGCGCUGAGGCCGCGCGUGUGCCAGCUGUUCGCGGUGAUCGGAGUGCCACUGGGGGCCUGAGAAAGCCUAAACUCACGGAAGAGGAACUCUCUAAACGAAUUGCCGCAGCCAAGGAGAACGCUGUGAAAAAGGCUGCUGCCCACGCUCGUGCCGAAGCUGAUCAGGCGUCAUUUAUGGAGCGCGAGCAGGAAGCGGCGAAGAAACGUCGCGAGGAACUUGCGCACCGCCGCAUGAUGGAUACUGAACGCGAGAAAAACCGACAGCGGAAACUCAAGGCCCAGACAGGACGUGAGUGGGACUCGCAGAAACGCGAGGAAGAUUAUGACCCCCGCGGUGGGGGCAGCCAAUUCAGACGCGGUAUGCAUGGCGGCGUGUCUGGUACCGUGCGACGAAACUUCGAAGACGCCCGUUCAGAAGAUGUUGUAGAUCACUCAGGUGGUAACCGGGGUCGUGGAAGAGGCGGUCGAGGUGGCCGUGACCGUGGAUCCCCGCGUACCCCUCGGGGAGACCGGCUGCGCAAGGGCUUAGCUGACAGUAUGUUCGCAACGGAGAGCCCCGCUGCGCUGGCGUUGGAUGAUAAGAGUGCAUUCCCGGCUCUGCCCGAGGGGCCCAAGAAGACUGAGACUAAGAAAACUGAGCCCAAAUCUGCUCCCACGCCGGAGACCAAGGUUACGACUCAUAGUAAAAUCGAGUCUGAACCCGAAAUUGCUCCUGCAGCAUUGAAUUCACAAACAGCAAUGGACAAGUUGGACUCUACGUUUUCGCCCAUUACUGGAACUUGGGCAGAUCAGUUUGAAGAUGAGUGA
This is a messenger RNA of Penicillium digitatum Pd1, 1239 nucleotides long. RefSeq lists its product as uncharacterized. The record is from RefSeq and is a predicted model, not a curated record. NCBI's taxonomy places the organism in Eukaryota, Fungi, Ascomycota, Eurotiomycetes, Eurotiales, Aspergillaceae.